CUGUUAGUUGACGACAAGAGUUGUGCCGGGACGGUCGUGUUGAUAACAUGGCGGCCUUGGAUCACCUUAGCGAGAGAGAUAAAGCAGUUCUUCGGAGCAUAUUCGAUCCUACAGCUACGAUAGCUGCUGAUGUAGUUGAAGAUGCUGCUGCAGACAAGUUUAUUGAAGAAGAAGAAGAACCUACCACUGAUGCUUUCAAGGAGUCCAUAGCGCUCUCUGCCAAAGGAGUUCGGUUGGCGGAGGCUGGCAAGCUGGAUGAUGCGUUAGCGGCCAUGACGAGAGCGGUGCAGGCUGCGCCGGACCGGGCUGCAGCGUACAACGACAGGGCACAGCUAUUGCGCAUGAUGAUGAAGGAUGAUGAUGCUAUGGCAGACCUCAAUCGUGCUCUAGAUCUGACUAAGGAUAAGAAAACUCGCGCACGCGCUCUAGCGCUAUGCCAACGGGGCGUGCUCCUGCGCAAGCAAGGAAACGAUGACGAUGCGCGCGCAGUUUUCACUGAAGCUGCUAAACUCGGAAGCAGUUUUGCUAAGAAACAGGUAGUCGAACUGAACCCAUACGCAGCGUUAUGCAACCAGAUGCUCAGCCAAGUGAUGAGAGGAGAAAAAGAGAUCAAAUUAUAACAUUAAUCUUUCAUGUUAACUUUUGUAUUAUACCUACCUUAUUGUUGCGACAGGAACUAGUAAUUAAGAGAUUUUAGUUUAUAAAUAAAACACAGAUAAAAUCUAAUGGAUUAGAAAUUUAUAUUGUUGAGUACAAUCGACAUUCACCUCCGAGAAAAUCCAUACAAACAACCAGAGAUCCCAGUCACAGAUCUACCGAGAGAGAUUCCAGCGCGCGGCUGUUCGCCCCAGCACUUGGCUACACUCCCCAACACAUGGCUACAUGCCCCAAAAAUCCUUGAAAAUGACAAAUUUAAUACUACAAAUCGAAAUACUGUUACUACACUAUCGAUAUUAAUAAUAGAAUAUGCAAUAAAAUCUCAUAAACCAUGAUCGCGUGCAGACACUUUAUUCAUACUUUGGUAGCUGUAUCCGCACACAACCAUAUUUUAUCAUCGCAAAUUGGUUAAAAUUCAAAACUUUAAUAAUAAUUAUUAAUUAAUCCUAGUGAGAGGCGACGACGAUAGACUAACGGAAAUUGAAAGUGCACUUUACAUUAAAAAUAGGUCUUUUCAAACAUGGCGGCUCUUAUCAAAAUUCGCGCGCUUUUCAAUGUCAUUCACUACACCAAGUUACUUAUUUCGCGCCAAUUCGAAUAGACCUCAAAAUCGCACAAAGGAGAGUUGCUUAGGUUUCAAAGACAUGUGUAACUAAAAUUGAUGAAAUACUAACAUUUUUGGCACAUGUUUUUCUAAAAAAACAACAAUGAAGUUUUUGUGAGAUAUCAAUUGAGAUUUUCGUAUUACAAUUUAUCAAAACAUUUUUAAGUCUAAGCAACUCUUCUAUGCUUGUGAAGGAUGAUUUAUCACAGAAAUAGUUGCAGUGUAGUUUUAAAAUUCAAUGAAGCAUUGCAAAUACAGAUAUUUAAUAAUACAAACAUUUCUUGAGUAAUAUUCAUUCAAAAUUGAUUCUUAUCGUUGUUUAAAGUGCAAUUUACGGUAAAGGCAAGCUUAAAAUAUUUAUGGUGGCAGUAUAUUCAAAGAGAAUGAUUUAUUGUUUAAUCAAAUUAAACUUUAAACAACGAUGACAAAAUCUUUGGAAUAAAAUAACAGUGUACGAUUACAAGUUACUAAAAUAGUGCUUUAUUAUUUGCUUACAUAAUUGGAUAAGGUGCAAAAUAGUAUAAUGUGAGAAGUGAUUGCUCUUUUAUUUUAUUAGUGUAUUCUUCCAAUUCAUGACAUUAUUUUUUAACAGUAAGUAGGUUUUAUAGUCUGUGAACUUAAAUUACUGUCUUUUCAGCUUCGAAGUUGCCAGCGCAAAAAAUAUUGGUACGAAAUUACCACUAAUAAAAUAUAGAGCCACAAAAUAUAAGUAGCAAGAUAAAAAUGAUUGGUUACAAAUAUUCAAUACAAUACUAAUUUAUCACGGAAAAUAUUUACAUAUUUUUGGCACAGGUGAUGGUGCUUAGCGACAUCGUCUUUGUAAAAUUUAAAACACUUGAAUAUCCAUUAGUAAAAUAUUUCAAAAGUAUACUAACACCUGUAUUUACUACGGGCUUAAUCUAUAGAAAGGUUUAGGCCUAUUAAUGAGAUAUUAAAGAAAAAAUCUAAAUAAAUAAUAUCUCAAAUUGAUUACUAACAAUUUUUCAUGAUUUCCCUCGCUUUACAUUGAAAAUAAUAAUCACAAAAAUCAAAAUAUACACAAUACAAUCUUAAUACUUAUUCAAGCAAUGCCGGUUAGUGUCGUUUUACAAUAAUUAUAUUAUGUUACUAGAAACAAAAUGUUAAUAAAUUAUAUGAAUUAACAAGAUUCGCCCCACACUGUAAACAUAUUUCUGUAUGCAAAUGUUCCGAAGUUCGCGUGAUAAAGGACUGACAGCAACCUAAUACUAACAUGAUAUCAUAACGCUAUACUAAAUAAUAUCAAGAUAUUAAAACUAAUUCUCACUGAACACAUACAUUAACUAUUCAACGUUUUAAAGACAAGAGUAUUCAUACUCCUUCAAUCCAUUGCCUAGUUCCUAGUAUCCAUAAAUUUCUUUUUUCAUUUAUACCCAGAAAUGGAAUAUUGAUAAUCCUUUUUUACAGGGUAACUAGUGAUGGAUGCCCGAACACACAAAUGUUACUCAAUAUUUAAGUUGCAUUUUAUUAUAAGACCCCUUGAAGUCUUUGUUCUUCAAUGGAGUAUUGCUGAGACUUCUAUGGACUACUUAAAGUUGAGUAUCGUUUGAGUAUCGUCGUACUAGAGUUGAAUAAUAUGUUUUGAAAAUCUACAAACGUCACUUGACUAAAAAUAAUGUCGAAGCAUAUGAAGCAAGCCUAUUACAGGUUCGGAAACUCGAUAAUACAUCUUAAUAUUAAAAACUUACACUAGAAUUUAUUCAACGGAUUAUAUAUGGAAAUGACUUAAUAUUAUGACCAGAAGGUGAAUAAAAUUACACUCACGCGCCGACAUAUUUUGAUCUGUCAGCUUAAGCAACAGAAUGGCGUGUUCAAAGGCUUAAAAUCGUAACUAUGCCUUAUGUACAAGUGAGAUCUUACAAUAACGGUUAGAUAAAUAAAUAACUAUAAGUUUUAUAAACUUUUUAAAUAUUAUAUUAUAACUAUUAUUGACCAAGUCAGAAUAAAAUAGGGUGUUAAAGGCGUAAGCUAGCAGACACUAGAUAGAAGUAAUGAAAGUAUAGGAGUACCUGUGUGGCAUGAAUAUAAAGACGAGUGACGUUUCUUUGACAUAUAAUUAACCAUUUUUUAUCUGUGAUUGUGAAUUGACAGCAACAAAUGUUAGUGUUGCAAUAAGUAAAAAUGUUUUAAUCAUUUUAUUGGUAUUGGUCCACACUUUCAGGUCUUUUUCACUUUAAGGUACUCGAAAUGAAGAGAAAGUUCGCUAACUAUACUAAAUAUAAAGAAAUAUUGUAGCUGGGUGGAGGAUGUGAAGUUUAUAGUUUUGAUAUAAACACUUCUAAAUGUACUUGUAGUGAACCAUGGUAGGAAUGACGUCGACGCUGUUUGUAAUGCGUAGGUAAUGUUUAUAAAGAUCAAUAAUAUAAGAAAUCGAAUUAUUUGGUCACUGCAUUAAUUAUGUCAUUCAAAAUAACAGCCCUCUUAUAAAGGCCAGCCUGCAAGAGGGCAUUACAAAAAGAUGUUCCUUGCACCAUAUUCUCGUCGAUUUAGGCCAAUUUCGCGAAGUAAUGAGCUGGUUGACCUGUUCAUUUGUACGUGUACGAUAAAUAAUGGCGUCAAUAUAGAUUUAAAAGUGUUUAUAACAAGACAGGGUCACGGGGUAUGUCAAGCUGUAUGUACGGCGGUACUUACAGGGACAGGGAUGGGUGUGGGUAGCGCGAUGUGCGCCCGCUACGUUGUCUCCCGCUCCAGCUGUUGUUAACCUACGAUACUGGCUUAUUUUCACAUAUUGAAAACUCCUUAUUGUUAAUACCAAUUAACAAUAAGGAGGUUUAAUAUCAAGGUAAUUGUUACUUGUAAGAAAUAAACAAAAAAAAAAAAUAAACUGUUAAUUUGUAUUUAGAAUGAGGUUGAAAUGUGGCCAAUGUAAAAAUGUAGGUUCUCUAUGUUCUUUAGUAUGACCAUUUUCGUAACUUAUUCAAAGAUAAUUAUUUGAUAUUCAAAUUGAUGUUGUAGUUGUAAAAUAAAUAAAAUUUAAAAUGCAAUGUCAAUGUGAAAGUAAGCCAGCAUCCUUAAAUUAAUACAUCUUAAAACUACAAAAAAGAAUUUUAAAAAUUACUAUUACAUCUAAUUAUGAUUAGCAAAACCGCAUUGGGAAUGCGCGGCAAAUCGAAACUACUAUUGAAAGAUAAUAAUUAAUUAAUAUUAUAAUAAUUAAGCUAAAAUACACUAUAAUAAUAAUAAU
Spodoptera litura is the source of this 4463-nucleotide messenger RNA. RefSeq names its product tetratricopeptide repeat protein 36 homolog. NCBI's taxonomy places the organism in Eukaryota, Metazoa, Arthropoda, Insecta, Lepidoptera, Noctuidae. The record is from RefSeq and is a predicted model, not a curated record. Gene Ontology annotation, molecular function: protein binding.